Messenger RNA from Hansenula anomala, 1239 nucleotides. It is a transcript of the gene FTH1, whose product is annotated as Fth1p. The transcript has a single exon. The record is from RefSeq and is a predicted model, not a curated record. Lineage: Eukaryota; Fungi; Ascomycota; Saccharomycetes; Phaffomycetales; Wickerhamomycetaceae. Gene Ontology annotation, cellular component: high-affinity iron permease complex; fungal-type vacuole membrane; plasma membrane. Gene Ontology annotation, biological process: iron ion transmembrane transport. Bases 1 to 1239 code for a protein of 412 amino acids. Gene Ontology annotation, molecular function: ferrous iron transmembrane transporter activity.
AUGGUUGAAUUCGAGGACAUCUUCUCUUUUGAGAUUUUCUUCAUCAUACUUAGAGAAUCUCUAGAAAUCAUCAUCAUUGUUUCCAUCCUGUUGGCUUUUGUAAAACAAUCAUUAAUACUCCAUCAUUCAAGGGAUUCAACUUCAACCACAUCAAUAAACAAUGAAGAAUUGGAUCUAUUAGCUACCACUUCGGAAGAUGUGAGUCCUGAAUAUGAUGUCAAUAAUAACCCUGAAGGUUUAACAGAAGCUGGUGAUAAAUUGUAUAAACAAUUCAGAUUACAAAUUUGGACAGGGAGUUUAUUGGGACUAUUUGUGUCUUUAAUUAUUGGUGGUAUUUUCAUUACAAUCUUUUAUUUAAUUGGAACAGAUCUUUGGUCUUUAAGUGAGCAUUAUUAUGAAGGAAGUUUGAGUUUAUUAGCUUCAGUGGUAAUUUCAAUAAUGGGUAUGUUUUUCCUUAGAUUAUCCAAAUUGAAGGAAAAAUUCAGAGUUAAACUAGCAAAUAUCUUGAUAAACAAAAGCCCAGAAGAGAUCUCAAGUGAUAAGAGAUCAAAAUUUAAGAUAUAUGCUGAAAAAUAUGCUUUAUUCUUUCUUCCUUUUAUUACAUGUCUAAGAGAAUCAUUAGAAGCAUUUGUCUUCAUUGGAGGUGUUGGUGUUGGACAGCCUUUAACAACUUUACCCUUAUCUACAGCACUAGGUAUUCUUGUCAGCUCAGUCGUCGGUGUUUUCCUUUACAAGAGAACAGAAUCAUUUUCAUUGAAAAUCUUUUUAAUUUCCACAACAUGUUUAUUAUAUUUAAUUGCAGCUGGUUUAUUUUCAAAAGGUGUUUGGCAAUUUGAAUUACAAAGGUAUAUCAAUCUUUGUCAUGGACAAGAUAUGUCUGAAGUUGGUUCAGGACCAGGUUCAUAUGAUGUUACAAAUUCAAUAUGGCAUGUUAAUUGCUGUAAUGGUGAAAUGGAUGGAUUAUGGAUGCUUUUCACAGCUAUUUUUGGAUGGACAAACAGUGCAACUUAUGGUUCAGUUAUAAGUUACAUCGCUUAUUGGGCUGUUAUUAUAUUUUCCAUCAAGAAUUUGAAAUUUGAAGAGGCAAAUGGCUAUUAUCCUUGGAUUCCAAUCAAAUUCCAAAGAAAGAGAUUAUUGAAAAAAUACAAAUUUUUGCAAGCUCGUCAAAAAAUUGCCAAUAAAACUACAUACAUUCCAGCACAUUUAUUAAGCAAUGACCCAAUAGGAUCUGAAUAUUGA